Molecule: messenger RNA, 4802 nt
Organism: Magallana angulata
Lineage: Eukaryota; Metazoa; Mollusca; Bivalvia; Ostreida; Ostreidae
Exons: 2
Coding region: 895-3675 (926 amino acids)
Cellular component (GO): cytoplasm
Molecular function (GO): protein binding
Source: RefSeq, a predicted model, not a curated record
GCAACAUUGGGGCCCUGGUAUUUGGUCAGGGGUCACUGUACAAUUCAGAAUCUGCAUUAUCUGAGGAUGCUUGCAUAGUAGUCUCACAAACUGUAACAUUCUCGUUUUUUUGGAAGAACAUUUUAAUCAUUUUUCCGUAGACAUUUCUGCUUGAACUUUGAACCUCUCUCGGAGCUAAAGUAUUGUCCCGGUGGUCACGGAUCUAGCAAUUUAGAAUUCACACUAUCUAAGGAUGUUUGCAAAGUAAUAAUACAAAUUGUAGCAUGAAGGUUCUUGAGAAAGAAAUAUUUUCCCUAUAUAUUUCUAUAUUAAAAUGUGAACCCUUCUUGGGCCCCAGUUUUGGUCUCGGUUUAUCAAUUUAGAAUGUUACCUUCUAAGGAUACUUGCACAGUAAUAUUACACAAAUUGCAACCCUGUAUUUUUUUAGAAGUAGUCAUUUCAACAUUUUCCCAAUACACUACUUUGUUAAACUUUUAAUCCCUCUUGUUGCCUAAGAAUUAUUAUGAGUGUUAUUGCUUUAAAAAUGUAGAAACCUCACUUUAUAUAUAAGCUUAGGUAUAAGCAUUUUCGGUACCGUUGUUCGAUUUUCAUAGACACUUUAUUUCUUAAUGACCAUCAGAACAUUCAGUACUUUGAUUUUAAUCAAUAUCGUACUUUUCUCUAUGAAACUUGUUUCUGUUGUCUAUAAUUCUUUCUCUAAUAAAACACGCCUUGGAUUAAGAUACACAUAUAGUAACAGACCAACAUUGCUUACAAAACUAUUUGUCAUUAUAUCUUGUGUUUGAAUCGGGCUCGAAGUUCAAAAUUGUUUUUAUUUUUAUUUUUCGUAAACACUAAAGUGAAAAUAGACAUACGUUUUGGGUUGUGCGAUUAGUCGAAGAAAAAAAAUAAAUUAUGGCCAGACCGAAACCUCAAGGUAUAUUUGACCUUCAUCAACUCGCUACCAAAGGUUAUAUUGACGAGGAGGACCUUGAAAAAUCCUGUAAAAAUCCGUACACACCACUCCAUAAAGCAGUGUUAAACGGAGACGUUAAAGAAUGUGCAGCACUGGCCUCGAAUGUCGAGUUCCUUAGUUCCGGAGAUUUACGUGGGGAUUCCCCGCUCCAUUUAGCCGUCCGCUGGAUAAAUUCUAAAGGCGUAGAACUAAUGAAUGUGUUAACGUCAUGUGGUGCUGAUGUUAAUAUAAAAAACAAAUGGGGUCAGACUCCGCUUCAUUAUGCUGUGUAUCUGGAAUCCCCAAACAACGUAGCGUUUCUUCUUAAUCAACAAAACAUUGAUGUGAAUACAGCGGACAUCAAUGGGUUCACACCGUUACACUGUUGCUUUCCAUUUAGCACCGAGUCCAACAUAGACGAUCCGUAUGCUCUCAAAGAACAAUCUACAACUGUGGAUAUUGUAUAUAAGUUAAUUUUAGCAGGAGCGGACAUAAAAGCGCAGACUAAGUAUGGAGAUAGCAUAUUACACCUUAUAGCAAAUCGAGAUGACAAUACGCCUCUCCUAAAACAUAUCUUUGAUAACUACGUUACAUAUAAUCUUGAUUUGCAUUUGCAAAAUUUGAAAGGCGAGAAUUUCCUUCAUGUGUACAUGAUUAAUGAGGUCUUCGAAAAUGUUCUUGAAAUCAUUGACUUCAUUGAUCUCAAUUUUAUUAAAAAUACCGUCAAAGCUUUGCUAAACAGUACAGAUGUACGCGGACGUGCACCGUGGGCCUACAUGAUUGACACCUUUAACACAGACGAGGAUUCACUUGCCCGGCUUUAUAGUCUUCAUGCUGACUUGGGGAUCUCCGAUAAUUUAGGGAACACAGCAGUACACAGAUUAGCAGGUGUAUCCACUAUAUAUAACGACAUUUUGGAAUUUCUGUUGUUUGCAAAUGUUGAUGUAAAUGCCAAAAAUGUCUACGACGAGUCGGCAGCCUCUGUGUUUUUUCUUGAGCACGUGUUUGAUAGUCUAUUUAGAUAUGGCAUCGAGUUAAAUACUCAGGAUCGCUGGGGUAGAACCCCGCUGAUGUCUUUAUUGAAACAUAGACCAAUACCUGAACUCAUAAGGAAAAUUAUAACUAUAGGAAAAGUAGAUGUGAAUGCACGUGAUGCUAAUGGUACCACACCACUACACCUCGCAGCUUAUCACAACUUUGAAGAACAAGUUGAACUUUUGUUAGAGUUUCAGGCUGAUGCAUUUGCUGUAGAUAGUCUAGGAGACAAACCUAUUGAUACUGCUAGGAGACACUGCAGUUAUCGAUGUUUUAAACAAUUAGCAUAUACUGAAAAAAUGGAAGUGCUUUACACACGUAUACAAUCUUUUGAAGACCUUCUUCUUGAUAUGCCGACAUCCAUUUGUAGCUCUGAGAUCAAAACAAAAGAAAAUAUAAAAAGUGUGCUGCAACUCCCUAGCAUACGUAGUGACUUUUAUGAAUUCCUGCUGAACAGAUUUUACAAAAGCAGUCCUGAAAACACCAAAGAAAUAAUGGAAAUAUCUGAAGAGGUAUUGAAAACAGUGCAAACCCUUUGUUCAGUUAUUGAAACGUACGAUAAAAGAUUCAAGAUGUCCGUUUUUCGAACAGGGUCGUCAGUAGAAGGCACCAAAGUUGGUCCUCCAGAUGAAUUUGAUUUUGCAUUAUGCAUUGAGGAGCUAAAGAAAAUAACGGACAUUAUUCUGACUAAGGAAUGCGCUGAAAAAGGAUUUGCUUGCCUAAAAUUCUUACAAAAGCCUGUACCAGAUGAAUACCAAGAGUUUGCAGACAACGAAGAAUACUUUCUUGCGUUUCCAUUCCUGAAACUAUUUGAAGGUUAUUUGAAACGCGCUUUGAAUGAAAGAAAAGUUUGGUCUAAUGGUAACCUCUACUUCCAUUAUGAGGACAAGAUGCAUGUCAUUCGUGGAAAGCCCGUUUUUAAUUUCAGUGUUUACUGGAUUGGUACAGUAUACAAACAACUUAAAAUCAGCAUUGACUUGGUUCCUGUCGUAUACAAUCCUGGAUGGUGGCCCGCAAAUGUGAACUUUCCAGACUUUCCAGAAAUAGAUAAGAAGGUGAAUGAAGCAGGUUGUUUCCUCAUUCUACAAACACGAGUGAAUGAUUUUAGCAACAAGGUCCUAUGGAAAGGGGACGACAUUUUUCAAACCUGUAACACAGCUAGGGAUGAGAAGACGAGGAGAAUGCUCCGUGUAUCGGCUGCACCUGCUGAGAUUGCUUUGAUGAGAACACUCCCUGAUCCAUUUAGGUUUGCGUAUAAAUUGACCAAAAUUGUUAAAAGUAAGGUCUGUCCUCAAAUUGAGAUUGAUGUGAUUCCGUCACCGCUCUAUACAAUCCAGGAAAAAUUCAAACGCAAGAAAGCGUUGCCCAUCAACCCUUCCCACGCCAUCAAGAGCUAUAUGUUAAAGAAUUGUGCCUUCUAUCUAUGGUUAGAAAUGUACAGUUCUAUUCAGAAAGCAGAAACGACAGAUUCAUACGUAGAUCUUGCUGGGCGUAUCUAUGAAUACCUGCUAAAUCUCUCGGAUCAACGAUAUCUUAAUCCGUUUUUUCUUCCAUAUUCGGAUGUUUUCGAAUUCGAGAAAGAUGAAACAUCAUCAAGGUAUAACGAGCUCAUAAUGCGAUUAAAACGAGAAUGGAGUAUUAAAGUUUGUCUUGGAAUACUCCAGAAAGACUUUCCUGCUGAAUGUUUAUCCACGAAGUUGUUUUAAUGCUUCAGGCGCGUAUUUUGUCAAAUGAAAAAAAUGUAUGCGGGGCGGGGAAAAAAAUCUGCAGAAAUGUGGUACAAAUGAAUUUUAACGAUAUAACUUAUUUUUUAGUUACAUACAAAUCUGACAAAGUAGUUUGGAAAUAACGCCAAAUACGUAAAACGGAACAAAUGAGAUAGAUAAAAUGAAUAUGUUAACAGUAUGCCAGUAAAACUAAUGGAUUGUACAAAGUAUCGUUUGUGUCAACAAAAAAUUGUGUAGAUAAAAUGGCUCUAUAUGCAUUCUCUCCUUUGAAAAUGGGAUUUUUGUUUGCCUGUAUCUAUGGCUCUAUUAUAAUGAGAUAGAUUGACAAUGAUCGGUAAAAAAUGUAUGGAGCUUUCACCGCCUACACUAGAGUUGGAGAACAUUCAUAACCAGUACAUGUUUCAAAUUCUAAAUUGUUCAUUUCUUUUCUAUUUAUUAAUUAACAGUAACAUGUGCAGAAAUAGUCAAAUUUGAAUAGUAUACCUUAGAUAUAUGCAAAGAGAGAUAAGAUCAUAAGCCAUUUAAUAUUUGCUCCCCUUAAACCUGACUUUUGAAUGAAAUGUUUCUUUACAUUCUUUAUAUGAAACAAUAAAUCAUGCAGAUUUUAACAUUUCAAUGCUUUAUCUUUUAUUUCUUUUCUGGUUGACCUUUAUAUAAUUAAUUUUAUUUGACCCAAAAGAAAAUAAGUCUCUACCCCUACGGCUUUAAAAAAAUGAAGCCAGUGUAACUUGACCAGCACCGGUGUUAUGUAGUCAUAUUUCCUAGUACGCGUUUUAAUCCUAGCGACUGUGUUUUGAAUCCUUUGAAGUCUUGACAAGGAACUGGUACAUACACCGUGUAGUAAGGCAUUGCCGUAGUCCAAACGAGAGGUCACAGGUGAGCAUACAAGGGUUUAACUAGCGCUUUCUGAUAUUAAGGGUCGAAUGCGACCAAUGUGCCAUAGUUGGUGGUCACAUGAUUUUGCGAUGUUUCGAACCUGAACAUGAAUGGCCAAUAAAUCGUGAAGGUAUUGUUGAGAACAGCAGUUUGCCAGAUGUUAUUGGAUAAAUCCACAUUUCAACAAGAGUUCCUAGUUACAAAAAAAGAAACUGCAAGCUGGGUGACAU